ACGAAUCACGGAGAGAGUCGCCCGCCCCUUCCCCAUCCACCCCCUUAUCGUUCACCUCUGAGCUGAACACCGUACAGUUGAGGUCGAGAGAUCGAGAGAGAGAGAGAGAGAGUGACGCUUCACAUGGCGAGCUAUAAAUGCGAUCGUCGACCUGCUCCUAUUGUUGUUCGUCUCUUUUCCUCUCUCUCUUUUGUCAGGGAGAUUGGGGAGGACUGGUCUAAAAAGUGUCCUUCGGUUGUCGUCUCUUGCUUUGCUCUGUUGGAAGUGGUGGUGGUGCUGGGUUGCUCUCCCUUCGUGGUGCUAUUGGUUAAUUGGAAAGUAAUCGCGUAAUCGGAAGUAGAGAGAUGGCAGAGGACGAGGUGAGCAGCGGUAGGACAUCGCGGAGGGUUAUCCUCAUCUCCGCCGGUGCCAGCCACUCCGUUGUUCUCCUUACUGGUAAUGUUGUUUGCUCUUGGGGUCGUGGUGAGGAUGGUCAGUUGGGGCAUGGUGAUGCUGAAGAUCGACUUCUUCCAACCGUGCUGAGUGCACUGAAUGACCAUGAAAUAGUCUCUGUUACUAGUGGAGCUGAUCAUACAACUGCCUAUUCUGAAACAUUAGCACAAGUAUACAGCUGGGGAUGGGGUGAUUUUGGUAGACUUGGUCAUGGUAAUUCCAGUGAUGUAUUUACACCACAACCAAUCAAAGCAUUACAAGGCCUGAAAAUUAAGCAAAUUGCUUGUGGAGAUAGUCAUUGUUUGGCAGUGACUAUACAUGGUGAUGUUCAAAGUUGGGGGCGUAAUCAAAAUGGGCAGCUUGGGCUUGGCAACACGGAGGACUCACUUAUUCCACAGAAAAUCCAAGCUUUCGAGGGAAUAUCUGUGAAAAUGGUUGCCGCUGGUGCAGAGCAUACAGCUGCUGUGACCGAUGAUGGGGAGCUCUAUGGAUGGGGGUGGGGUCGAUAUGGGAAUUUGGGAUUAGGUGACAGGAAUGAUCGCCUUGUUCCUCAAAGAGUUGAUGCUACAGAUGGACAAAAGAUGGCACUAGUUGCCUGUGGGUGGCGCCACACAAUCUCAGUUUCUUCUUCUGGGAGAUUGUAUACCUAUGGGUGGAGCAAAUAUGGUCAGCUAGGACAUGGUGAUUAUGAGGAUCACCUUGUUCCUCAUUUAUUGGAAGCCCUCAGUAAUGAUUGCAUUUCUCAGAUAUCUGGUGGCUGGCGACAUACCAUGGCUUUAACAUCUGAUGGAAGGCUUUAUGGCUGGGGAUGGAAUAAGUUCGGGCAGGUUGGUGUUGGUGACUUCAUUGAUCAUUGUUCUCCACAGGAAGUUAAAUUUCCAUCUGAACAGCAGAAGGUAGUCCAGGUUUCCUGUGGAUGGAGGCACACCUUAGCAAUUACAGACAAAGGAAAUGUGUUCUCCUGGGGUAGGGGCACAUGUGGUCAACUAGGACAUGGUGACUCCAUUGAUAGAAAUCUUCCCAAGGUCAUUGAAGUGUUGAGUGUAGAUGGAUCUGGUUGUGAGCAGAUGGACUAUUCAAGGACUGAUCCUUUAUCAGGCAAAUCUUUGGUGUCACCAACGGAUCGAUAUGCAGUUGUCCCUGAUGAUAAUCAGACAGGAACAUCGUUGAUGGAAUCUAAGAGCACAAGCAGUGAUGCCAGUGUCCCAGGGAGUGAUGUAAAGCGAGUUCGAGUAUAAGGGGACGUGAAUGUUGCUGCUAUUAGAAAUAUGCCGCCUUCGCUUUGUUCAUGUCUGUUUGACUCCUCUCUUUAUCUAUGCGUCUAUAAUCCAUAUGUGUAUUACCCAUGGCCCUUUUCAAAUUUUCUCUCCCUUAUGAGUCUUGGAACUGUGGGUUGAUUGCAUGUAGUGGACAGUGCAAUAGCAUAUUAUUUUGUUUUCCUUGUUAUGGCCUGGAAAUUUUGUUUUGGCUCUA
Messenger RNA from Nymphaea colorata (pocket water lily), 1905 nucleotides. RefSeq names its product ultraviolet-B receptor UVR8. Bases 345 to 1670 code for a protein of 441 amino acids. NCBI's taxonomy places the organism in Eukaryota, Viridiplantae, Streptophyta, Magnoliopsida, Nymphaeales, Nymphaeaceae. The record is from RefSeq and is a predicted model, not a curated record. The transcript has 12 exons.